AUGCGUCGGCGCUCAGUGCCAAGUUUGAAGUGUGGGACCAUGGUGGCCCUCAUCUGCGUCAUGUACUCGGUCAUGGCGGCCUUCUCGUCCACGGGCAUCUACUCGACCAACCCGUGCACAACACCAGCAGCGGCGCCGUCGCCCAUGGACGUCUACCGCGAGCAAAUGGAGGCCUACUGGAGCAAGAGCGAGCUGUAUCGGGAUUUGCACGCGCCGCCAACGAUGCCCACCGAAGACGACGAGUUGCCCGAGAGCUCGAGCCGCCGCCUACGCACGUCGCCAUAA
This is a messenger RNA of Saprolegnia parasitica CBS 223.65, 285 nucleotides long. RefSeq lists its product as hypothetical. The record is from RefSeq and is a predicted model, not a curated record. The transcript has 2 exons. Lineage: Eukaryota; Oomycota; Saprolegniomycetes; Saprolegniales; Saprolegniaceae. Bases 1 to 285 code for a protein of 94 amino acids.